This is a messenger RNA of Heteronotia binoei (common prickly gecko), 2538 nucleotides long. RefSeq names its product zinc finger protein 397-like. The transcript has 5 exons. Bases 211 to 2538 code for a protein of 775 amino acids. The record is from RefSeq and is a predicted model, not a curated record. NCBI's taxonomy places the organism in Eukaryota, Metazoa, Chordata, Lepidosauria, Squamata, Gekkonidae. Gene Ontology annotation, molecular function: RNA polymerase II cis-regulatory region sequence-specific DNA binding; DNA-binding transcription factor activity, RNA polymerase II-specific. Gene Ontology annotation, biological process: regulation of transcription by RNA polymerase II.
AAGAGAGCCGCGAUUCCUAGGAGAGGAUCGUUUUGCGGGCUGCAUGUUGCAGAUCGAGGGAAGCCCCUUCCUUCUUCUUUUCCUUCUCCCCGGAAACUGUGGUUUUCCCGGGGCUGGUGGCUUCGGGGGGCGCGCGCGUCUCGGGGAUCUCUGGGCAAAAAAUCUCAGCAUGACUGUUUAGAUCACUGGUGUUCCUCUCGAGUCUUCACUAUGAUGAAAAUGAAGGAGCAGAACCCUACAGGCUGCAUAUACGGUGUGACAUCGGAGGGAACAGGAAAAGAACACUGUAACGGCCCAUACUCUGUAGACUGCAAAUCUCUGAUUGAGAGCGGAAGUACGUUUCCGGAAGCUAUGCAGUCUGCAAGCAGCAGGGGAUCCUUACAGUUCGCACCUUCGCAUCAGGUGAAAGAGGAGCCACAAGAAUGCAUGGCUGAGCGCUGGGAAGCCCGAUGGCAGGAGUUCCUAAGGACGGUGGAGUCCCCUCACUCAGGGUGGGGAAUCUCACAACUGCAAGAGAAACCCUCUCCUUGGGAAGACACGAAAAGCUUUCUGGCCGCCUUCGAGCAAGUAGCUGAAGCCUGCCAGUGGCCUAGAGAAGAGUGGGUGAGUAGACUCUUGCCGGCCCUCAGUGGAGAACCCAAGCAAGCCUUUAUUGGCUUGGAUGCUGCUGACAGAGUGGAUUAUGGGAAGGUGAAGGCAGCUAUCUUGCGAGGAGAUGUCAUCAUCCAGGAGAAACUGCGCCAACACUUCAGGCAUUUCCAUUACCAAGAGGCUGAGGGCCCGAGAUGGGCUUAUGGCCGACUCCAGGAGCUUUGCCAUCGAUGGCUGAAAGUGGAGAGGCACUCCAAGGAGCAGAUCCUGGAGCUGCUGAUCCUGGAGCAGUUCCUGACCAUCCUGCCCCCGGAGAUCCAGAACUGGGUGAGGGAAAGUGGUCCGGACUCCUGCUCUCAGGCAGUGUUUCUGGCUGAGGAUUUCCUGCUGAAACAGCGGGGGACCCAGAGAUGGGGAGAGCAGGUGGCAUUUCAGGAUGUGGCAGCACCAUCCACCGAGGCCAGCCAGACUCCAUCUGAUUCCAAGCAGAGGCAGCUCAUCAAGGAAACCAAGAAGGAAGAGGACAGGGGCUGCCAUCUGUUGGCAACCCAAGAGUGGGUGACCAUCAGUGAUGGAGAGAAAUAUGUGCCUGGAAGUUCAGAACCAAUGGCCCAAGACAAGCUCUCCACUUGGAAAGAAGAGAAUAUUCCUCAAUGUUGCAAGCAGGAAAAUGUCUCAGUAAGACAGGAAAUCCCCCUGAAGGAGGGUAUAGAUGAUUCCCUUCCCUGUGGAGGAGUCCAGACAGGAGUAGACACAGCAGGUUGUAGGGGGAAGAGUGGCAAUGAGGGUUUGCCAUGUGGGUUACCAUCAGAACAAGCCAAAUGUGAGCAGCUGAAAGUGAACAUCUGGGAUCAAGGUGGACCACAAGGCCAGGAGGAGAACCAUGUGAAAAACAGGACAGAGUCAUCUGUUUCUUGUCAGGUUGGGGACUUCCAUGAAAUCACAGUCCAGCUAAUGGAAGAAAGACAGGACUUCAUUGGUGCUCAGUGGAGAAUCCACACAGAACUUCCAGAAUGUGGGAUACUCAGCACAGGAGAGAAACCAUAUCAAUGCCUGGAGUGCGGCAAGAGCUUCAAUCGCAGUUCAACGCUUAGGUCCCAUCAGCGACUCCACACAGGGAACAAACCUUUUGAAUGCUUGGAAUGCGGCAAGAGUUUGUGUGAUAAGUCAAGCCUUAUCCAACAUCAGCGAAUCCACACAGGGGAAAAACCCUAUAAAUGCUUGGAAUGUGGGAAAAGUUUCAUUCAGAGCUCAAAGUUAACUAGGCAUCGAAGGAUGCACACAGGAGAGAAAGUGCAUUGUUGUUCUUACUGUGCCAAGAGCUUCAGUGAUAAAUCGAGCCUUAUUCAACAUCAGCGGAUCCACACAGGAGAAAAACCAUAUAAAUGCUUGGAGUGUGGGAAAAGCUUCAAUCAGAGGGCAAACUUUACUAGACAUCAAAGAAUGCACACAGGGGAUAAAGCAUAUAGCUGCCCAGACUGUGGGAAGAACUUGUGUGAUAAAUCAAGCCUUCUGCAACACCAAAGAAUCCACACAGGUGAGAAACCAUUUAAAUGCUCAGAAUGUGGAAAGAGCUUCAACAAGAGCACCAACUUUGUCAGACAUAUGAGAAUCCACACAGGAGAGAAGCCUUAUAGCUGCUCCUACUGUAGCAAGAGUUUCUACGACAAAGCAAGCCUUAUUCAGCAUCAGAGAGUCCACACAGGGGAGAAACCAUUCAAAUGCUCAGAAUGCGGAAAGAGGUUCAGUCACAGGGGAAGCCUUUGUGGACAUCAAAGACUCCACACCGGGGAGAGACCCUACACAUGCUCGCACUGUAGCAAGAGUUUCUUUGCUCUAUCAAGCCUUCUAAAACAUAAGGUAACUCACUCAGGGGAGAAGGAGCCUCAGUCAGAGCCCAGACUUCAAUUCAUAUCAAGGGAUGCACCCGGAGAAGGAGCCACAUAA